Molecule: messenger RNA, 2184 nt
Organism: Pelagomonas calceolata
Lineage: Eukaryota; Pelagophyceae; Pelagomonadales; Pelagomonadaceae
Source: the annotation of a GenBank genome assembly
CACUGGCUCUCUGAGUCUGAGCGCUGCGCAGGCACGACGGCACUGCGGGCUCUGGCAAACCGGCCAGCGACCACGCCGCAGCGGCUGCAUCAAUUCCCAAAGCGAGAAGAGCAUCCGUAAGGGCACAGGAGCCAUUGGCAGGGUCAGCCACUAAGGCGGCAUCGGGCAUCACUGCACGGCUCCGCAGCACAAGCAAUGCACCGCUCCACGAAUCACAACGGCGGCUACGGGUCGCUCACGGCGUCGCCGAGCGUCUUCGAGGAGAACGAGAGCUGUGGAGACGCGUGCGCGCGGCAACUGCCUUCAUUAGAAUGGAUCAAGGCCUACGACCUGUCGUGGCUCUGGAACGACGUCGCCGGCGGGGUCACGCUCGGGCUCGUGCUCCUCGCGCAGUCGUUGGCCCACGCGCACCUCUGCGGCGUCGCGCCGAUCCGGGGCCCCUACGCUUGUUUGUUGGCGCCCCUGGCCUACGUGCUGCUCGGGACGUGCCACGAGGCGUCCAUCGGGACGGGCGGCCUCGUGUCGCUCGUGGUCUCGGAGCAGCUCGCGCGCGAGUACGCGACGCCGGAGGAGCGGUCGGCCCGCGCGGCGACGUGCGCUUUGUUGGUUGGGCUGGUCCUGUGCGUCAUGGGGCUGCUCCGGCUGGCGUUUUUGGUAAGAUUCCUGUCGCGGCCGGCGCUCUCGGGCUUCAUCAGCGGCUCGGCGCUGCUGAUCAUCAAGAGCAUGUCGGGACCGAUGGUCGGCGGCCACCUGCCUCGCCCCAACGACAAGCACGGCAUGCACGCGCACCGGUCGACGGCGCUCGUGUCGUUUGCCUGCCUCGCAUGGCUUUUCGCCGCGAAGCCGCUCGCUAACCUGGCGCGAGGUACAGUGCUCGAGCGCGUCGCGGAAGGGGCAGCGCGGUUCAAGGCGCUCGUGGCGCUGUUCGCGAGCGCCGUUCUCGCGACAACCAUAGCACCGGGCGUGUCGGUAGUAGGAGAAGUCCCGCAGGGCCUCCCGCCGAUCAAGCUCGACGUCCUGUCGACCGAGGAGCGCGUCGAGAACAUGCUGCCGGGCGCCGCGUUGGUGGCCAUCGUCGUCUUCGUGUCGUCUUUCGCAUCAGCGAAGAAGUGCGCGCUGCACGGCGGCUACCACAUCGAUUCGGCGAAGGAGAUGUGGGCGCUCGGCGCGGCGAACGUCGCCGCGGCGGCGUGUGGCGGCGUCCCGGUACAGGUCGGGCUGUCUCGCUCGGCGCUGGCGAUUUCAUUAGGAGUGCGCUCGCAAGUCGCGAGUUUGUUUGCCGCUGCGUUGAUCGCCGUCGUCCUCUGGGGCGCCGCGUCUUUAGUCGAAACAGUGCCGUUGUGCGCCCUGUCGGCGGUCAUCGCGCACGCCGCCGUCAGGCUGUUGGAGUGGGAGACGUUGGGGCGCCUCUGGAGCCGCAGGCAUCUGGGGUCCGGGCGGGACUUUUGCGUGUGGGUAGUUGCCUUCGUGGGAACGCUGGUGCUGGGCGCCUUGUGGGGCUGCGCGGUGGCAGUUGCCACGUCACUGUUACUCGUUUUACGGACCGUGGCGGCGCCGAAUUUGACGGUGCUGCGCGUCGAGCGGGCGGGCGGCCGCGCGGGCGAGUGGCGGUCGUCGCCGGCCCUCGUUUCGUUGGAUGAGGAGGCGCGGUCGUCGCUGGUCGUGCGCGUCGAGGGGCCGCUGUGGUACGCGAAUGCGGAGCGCUUCCACGAGCAGGUCGAGGAGCUCGAGUUGUUCUACUCGCGGCGCGGCGAAGCCCCUUUGGCAGUGGUUCUGUGCGCGUCGUCCAUCUCCUUCAUCGAUGCGACCGCGCUCUCGGUGCUAGAGGAAAUGACGCAGUCAUGGAAGCGCCGGGCCGUCCACUUCUACGUCGCGUCGGCAUAUGGGCAACCCAAGGCCCUCCUCGAGGCGGCCCUCAGUGACGUCGGCGACUGCUCGCGCACGAUCGACGCGUGCCUCGCCGCCGAAAACGCGUCGCGCACGGUGACGACGCGCCGCCGCCGCGCCACGAGCCACGACCUGCCCCGGGCCUUGGGCGACGACGACGCGUUCAAGGUCGGCUUCCACCGGUCGCUGCCGUCGUUCCAGACGCUGCCUACGUCCCCGGCAAGCGGCGCGGCGUGAGUGUAAGUGUGAUUGUACUCAACCCCUGCCUUGACGAGACGCCCCCCGUAAAAGAAAGUA